CCUCACCUUCCCUCCUUCACCUUUUCCUAUUCCCCUUCCCUUACCAGCUGUGUUACCUUCUGUGUUUGAGGCACAGUCUAGUCCUAAAGGAACAUCCUGUUUCGCUCACAACAAAAGAAAAUAAAAGACAAAUAUGCCUGUCACGCUUACAGUUGCAAAGCACGGGGCAGAGCAGUGGAGGGCGGCAAAGGCCACCACCGCGGAGGAAUUGCUCAAAGGAACAUCUGCGAGAGAUUACAGACGCUCCAAGAGACUGGUCCAAAGUUCUUUCGAUGAGAACCAGGUCGACGGGACGCACAUCCUACAGGAAAACCAUAUCUCACCAUCAGAAAAUGGCCUGGUCCGGGCAGUCUGGGCGGCCUACAGCAAUCAUCAUCAUCUUAUUAUCCGUCCCGAAGAUGUCUGGUUCGCCAUCCUAUCCCAACUCGGCUUCUACGUCAACGCACACGCGGAAGAACUAAGAUCGUACUUUGUUUCACAUGAGGGACAGAAAGAGCUGAUAGUCAAGAGUACGGUAGCAGACUUUGGGCGUCUGGCAGUCGCGAUGACAGAGCAGAUCCAGGCAAACGUCAAGGACCCUGAGCUGCGGGAAUGGAUCAUGCCUGCAUUCAGCACAACUACCCCAUCUGACACAAUAGUGUCUGCCAUUCUGAUGAUGGGCGCCAUGCAGAAAUACUUCUCCUAUACCAUGAUGCUCAUGUGCGGUAUCCCCACCGUGACGUUGCUCGGCGAGCGGGAGGACUGGGCCGUAUUACUAUCAAAACUUGACAAGAUUCCUGAGUUGGGGGAGGAACCGACACAAUUUGCAACCCUUCUCCGGCCGGUUCUGGAGCACUUCAUCGCAUCGUUUGAUAGUCCGUCUUCCCUCAGUGUGCUCGACUUCUGGGGAAGGUCUGUCCAUCACCAAGGCGGCGGUAGUGGCCCUUCCUAUUUGUCCGGCUGGGUCACAGCAUUUUGCUUUUGGAAUGCUAGUGGCGAGCCCCUCUAUCAUAAGGACUCGGUGGGCCAAGGUCACGGCUGUAAUCUCGAUGGUGUCGGGUAUCACCGUGUGGACACAGAUUCGAUUCCUUCUGGUUUCAACACUGUUCCCGUCAACGUUAACGACAACGGCCAUGAAUAUCACACCGUAAUGGUCGCCGGUCUGGUCGGAAUCCAAGCCUCAACAGGACCAAGUGCUGAGAGCCCGAACAAGGAAGCUGGAUCUUUGAACACUAUUCAACCGGUAGCAGGAUGGUGGAUGUAUGAGAUCGACUCAGCAGCGGAGGAAGCACGGCAGAAGGAGAAACGUGACCUUCAAGCCGAAAUGGACACUAUAAAGAUGCAUGCCGAUUGGCAUAGUGAUACCAAGCUCAGCGAUCGUUAUUGGACGCUGUGCAGCAUGCAUCAGAAAUUAGAAGUGUUCUGAGGUCUAUGCGGUUAGACCUUUUAUCACAAAGGAUACUGCACCACGGAAAGGUGUACCCGGAAGCUUUCAUUAAACCACAGUAUGAAAACUGCUACUUGCUCCUGUAUGUAGUUAUCAAUAAAACAGAUUGAUCUUGCUCGGUUGUCUUGGAUUGCUCUACAAUAUGUUCCUAUGAUAAAUCGCCAAUACUGAGCGUGGUGGCUGUACUUUUAGAGCGUGGUUAGUAUUAAAGGGCCGUAGGAAAGCUUUCGUCUAUCGUUUGCGAUGUAGUCGCUACAGGAUCCCAGUUGGUAGUGUGACUUGGUACAAGAUACAUAGUGUAUGCAUUGAGAUGUUUCAACGCUGCACUCACGGAUUUCAGUGGCUACGACGCAAGUUCAAACAAUAUGUAUAGCAUUGAAGGGUGUUC
Molecule: messenger RNA, 1814 nt
Organism: Aspergillus pseudonomiae
Lineage: Eukaryota; Fungi; Ascomycota; Eurotiomycetes; Eurotiales; Aspergillaceae
Product: DUF4419 domain-containing protein
Exons: 1
Coding region: 134-1405 (423 amino acids)
Source: RefSeq, a predicted model, not a curated record